UUACUCAUGAGUAUAGGACCUCCAAUACGGAGGCCCAUAAUCUCGCAAAGCAUGCGUUAUCUUUAGGGUUUGGCCGACACACUUGGCUAGGACAACCCGGCGAUCUUCUUUUUGUACCUAUGAACAUUAUGAUUCAGUAAUAAAGCUUUGUGAGAUUCUCAAAAAAAAAAAAAACUACAGUAAGAGCAUGAAAGAAACUGUCGCACUGCUGAACCGCACCUUGUCACUUUCAUCGAACACGACCUGUGCCCAAGAUGACGGUGCUGCGGUCUAAGUGAGGCUGAAUUGCCUUGGACAGAAGCGGACUCCCUACAAUUAGUUAGGCCAAACGGUGCAUCCAUGUGUAGCUCCGGGCUCGGGCUGUAUCGCCAUCUGCAAUAGCAUCCAUGGAGCUCGUUCCACGUAGUUGGAGAUGAACCAAUGAUCGGGCGUGUGGACGUAUGUUCCUGUGUACUCCGAUAGUAGAGUACGUGUUAGCUCUUUCAUGGUGCAAGUGAAAUUUGUGUUGGUUUAAUUACCCCUACGUUAGUUGCGGGACAGGAGACACAUCAUGAAUUUAAAGGCGAUGAUGUCCUCUCCUGUAAUGUUAUUCUUUUGAUGUGAUGAAUCAAAAUGUCAUAUAAAACAUUUGUUGCUCUUUAGUUAGGCCUGAUCGUAGAACGAAAUGCUCGUGUAGCGGGGCUACGAGCCUAUGACGCAAUAACACUGGUUUGCCGGCCCGGAGUCGCUUGACAAAAAAAAGCAUGUUAAGUUUAUUUACAAUUCAAAACCUAACAUAUUAUAUUCCCUCAAAGCAGGUUCACGAUCACACCUGUACCUAAAAAAAAUGAUGAAGAAUAUAUUACUCCAUUAUUAUGAGAUGAACCACUUGGCAAGAGUGGUAAGCUAUAUAAAAAAAUGAACAUUAUUACGAGAUGUUAUAUGCCAUUAUAUUGAUUCGAAGAUAUAUGUUUCUUUCUCCCACGGGCACCUAACGGAUACAUGAUAAGGCCAAGGCAGAUCACGGGAAAUUAUUGGAAUACAUGUUACGCCCUAUUGCCGGAAAAAAAAUGCAGGGCAGGUGUUGGCCGUAGCGAUUUAAGCACUUAAGCUGGAGGUUGCCACACUUGGAUGCAAGCGUCUGACCCUUCUAAAAAAUCGGCGGCUUUGUCCGUAUCCGUAUCCCCUAUCCAACAUCUAGCUGGCCACACGACGGGGCUGGGCAGAUCGUGGAUGCCGGGUCGACGUCGAUCGUCAGCCAUCAUAGACCAAUCGACCAUCUGUUAUGGAUGCUUGCUAGCUAGACUAAUCAGACAUAAAAUUUGGAUACUUUCUCCCAACUGGGAGACGGGGACUGAUGUGCAGCUGCACGUGAGCUAAAUUUUUCCCUAUAAAUAUGCAUGAAAUACUGCAUUAUCUUGCCACAGCCACUGCCACAGCCAGAUAACAAGUGCAGCUGGUAGCACGCAACGCAUAGCUCUGGACUUGUAGCUAGGUAGCCAACCAUGGCCAUGGGUUCUGCCUCUUGCAUUUCUCUGGUGGUGCUCGUGGCUCUGGCCACGGCGGCGUCCGGGCAGCUGUCGUCGACGUUCUACGACACGUCGUGCCCCAGGGCUCUGGCCGCCAUCAAGAGCGGCGUGGCGGCCGCCGUGAGCAGCGAUCCCCGCAUGGGCGCGUCCCUGCUCAGGCUGCACUUCCACGACUGCUUUGUCCAAGGCUGUGACGCAUCUGUUCUUCUGACUGGCAUGGAACAAAACGCGGGUCCGAACGUGGGGUCGCUGAGGGGCUUCGGCGUCAUCGACAACAUCAAGACCCAGCUGGAGAGUAUAUGCAAGCAGACCGUCUCCUGCGCCGACAUCCUCACCGUCGCCGCCCGCGACUCCGUUGUCGCCCUUGGAGGGCCAUCGUGGACUGUCCCGCUGGGGAGACGGGAUUCCACCACCGCAAGUGCCUCGCUGGCGAACAGUGACCUCCCUGGCCCGAGCUCUAGCCGGUCACAGCUCGAGGCCGCGUUCCUCAAGAAGAACCUUAACACGGUCGACAUGGUCGCGCUCUCAGGCGCGCACACCAUCGGGAAGGCCCAGUGCUCCAACUUCCGGACUCGGAUCUAUGGCGGUGACACCAACAUCAACACUGCCUUCGCGACGUCUCUCAAGGCCAACUGCCCCCAGUCCGGCGGCAACACCAACCUGGCGAACCUGGACACGAUGACGCCCAAUGCGUUCGACAAUGCCUACUACACCAACCUCCUGUCACAGAAAGGGCUCCUGCACUCGGACCAGGUGCUCUUCAACAACGACACCACCGACAACACUGUCCGCAACUUUGCGUCCAACGCGGCGGCCUUCAGCAGCGCCUUCACGACGGCCAUGAUCAAGAUGGGAAACAUCGCGCCGCUCACCGGGACGCAGGGCCAGAUCAGGCUCAGCUGCUCCAAGGUGAACUCGUGAUUGACCUACGGCUACACGUCGGCAGCUCGCCAGAACGAUACGUCGACGAAUAAGCCCCAGAAGCAGUGGCCAGUACCGAUUAUCAUACCAGCACUUGAAACAUGUAUUUCAAAUUCAAAGUAUGUGCAGCAGCGAAUCAUGCAUGCAUCUACAAUUCUACAUAUGUGACGACGGUUGAAUCCUCAAUUUCUAAUGCAAAGGCAAGGUGAAUUACUAUCAA
Messenger RNA from Triticum aestivum (bread wheat), 2649 nucleotides. Lineage: Eukaryota; Viridiplantae; Streptophyta; Magnoliopsida; Poales; Poaceae. The record is from RefSeq and is a predicted model, not a curated record.